AGCCUACCAGCCUACUGAAUACUGACUGACUUGUGGUGUGUGUCCAACGAAAAAUCUAAGUGUUAGGCAAAUCAAAACAGCAUGAUUGUACGGUCUGGUUAUGUGAGUUUGUAGGAUAACAAAUUGAUUAACUUUUUGUUUUAAAUCAUUUAAAAGAUUUUAGAAAAGGACAUGUCGUUUCUGUACUUCUGUUCAUCUGUUUGACAACAAUGUUUCAACACUGCAGCUUAUAAAACGAGUUUACAGGCAAGGGGAUGUCCAGAGAAGAUGGAUCUAGAGACAGCACAAGCCGUUGUGUUUGAGACACUACAGAGAGCCACCAGCCAGAACUCUGAAGUGCUCAAGCCUGCUGAACAGAAGCUCAAGGAAUGGGAGACGGUACCAGGAUUCUAUACUAUAUUGUUUAAUAUAUUUUCAACUCAUUCAGUAGAUGUCAAUGUGAGAUGGUUGGCUGUGCUGUACAUAAAGAAUGGCAUUGACAGAUAUUGGAGGAAAAAUGCACCCAAUGCUAUUUCCGAAGAGGAGAAAGCGACGAUCAGGCGGAAUAUUAUAACAAACUUCCGAGAACCCGUUAACCAGAUAGCAACUCAGCUUGCAGUUCUCAUCUCCAAAAUUGCAAGGUUGGACUGUCCCCGCGAAUGGGCAGAGUUAAUACCUACUCUACUGACUGCUGUCAAGAGUGAAGAUGCGCUGGAACAGCACCGUGCGCUACUGACUCUCUACCAUGUCAUCAAGGCUCUGAGCUCCAAGAGGCUCUUAGGAGAUCGACGGCUCUUCCACGAGCUGACCGCCAACGUUUACAACUUUAUCCUCAACCUAUGGGACUCACACACAUGUUUGGCUAUCAAUCAGCUACAAAGUGUUGGCCACAGUGACAGUGAGGUGACAAAGUCCUUAGAGAACGCAAUGCUGUCUCUUAGGAUUCUCACCAAAAUGACAGUACAAGGGCUGAAGAAACCGAAUGAGUUCCCUGACGCAAACACUUUCCUCAAGAUGGUCUUUGAGAGGGCAAAAACAAUGCUUAUCUGCAGGCGAUCUACAAAAGAGCCAGUGACAACGCAGGUAGAGCGUUGCAUAAUCAAGCUGACCAAGGUGUUACUGUCGCUGUUGGAGAACCACCCGCUCUCGUUUGUGGACAGUCUGCCAGAAACGCUGACGUUCACGGUGCAUUACGCUUUCACACCGGAGGGUGAACCUCUGCUAUUUGAGAGGUUUCUGAUCCAGUGCCUCAACCUGCUCAAAGGCAUCCUACUCUGUCCAGAGUAUAAGCCUGCCAAAAUUAUUGAAGAGACAAAAGAGCCAGACACUCUAAGAGCCCAUCAGAUCAAGAUAACUUUCUUUGAGACAACGAUACUGAAUGCUAUGUGUCGUAAGCUAAUCACUCAGUACUUCUUGUUGACACCUCAAGACUUGCAACAGUGGGACACUGAUCCGGAAGGCUUUGUGACAGAUGAAGGUGGUGAAUGCUGGAAAUAUAGUUUGAGGCCCUGCACAGAGACACUAUUCCUAGCAUUGUUCCAUGAGUUCCGAGAAACACUGACGCCACUGCUGCUGCAGUUAAUCACGCAGAUACAUGGACCCGUGGAUCCCCACGAUCUGCCCGCCAUCCUGGCUAAGGACGCGGUGUAUAAUGCUGUUGGCAUCGCCGCCUUCGACCUGUACGAUGAGGUAAACUUUGACGAGUGGUUCACUACAACGUUGCAAGCAGAGCUGCAGAUUAGAGCUGGCAACUAUAGAGUUGUCAGAAGAAGGGUGGCAUGGCUGCUAGGACAGUGGACGGGCGUGAAGCUGUCAUGUGAGCUGCGGCCGACGCUGUACGCUGCUAUGCUACCGUUGUUGCAGCCUCAGGAGGACAUUGCGGUCCGUCUGACUGCUUGCAGCACUAUCAAGAAUGCAGUGGACGACUUCGAGUUUAACACAGAGCAGUUCCUGGAGUACCUGGACCCACUGUUUGGGUUGCUCUUCUCGCUGCUCAAGGAAGUCCACGAGUGUGAUACAAAGAUGCACGUGCUGGGUGUUUUGUCGUUUGUAGUUGAGAGAGUGGGUGUGGCAAUUCGGCCCCACGCCAACGCUCUGGUACAGUACCUACCGUUACUGUGGCAGGAGUCUGUCGACCACAAUAUGCUCAGAUGUGCAAUUGUCUCCACACUCGUACACUUGGUCAAGGCUCUGGGUACCCUGUCGGAGAGUGCGAUGAUGUCCGAGUUCCUGCUGUUGGUUAUCCAGUUGUCCACAGACACGCAGCAGCCGAGUCAUGUGUAUCUGCUGGAGGAUGGGCUGGAACUGUGGCUAACCCUCCUGGAGAACAGCACAGCCAUGUCCCAGCCGUUGCUGCUUCUCUACAACAACAUGAAUCCACUUCUUGAAGGAUCAACUGAAAACUUGAGGACAUGUUUUUACAUUAUUCAAGCGUACAUUUUGCUAGCUCCUGACCUCUUCUUGCAGCACUAUGGCGAGGCACUGAUACGCAACUGUGUGUACCUGUUAUCGGACAUGCGUAACGAGGGCAUCAUAAUGACCAUGAGGCUGCUAGAGCUGUGUCUGCGUGCGAACCCAAGUCGGAGCAUCAUGCUGCUGGAACCUAUCCUGCCACAGGCUUUCCAGUCAGUAUCAGUAUUAUAUGAGAAUAAAGUGUUAUGUUGGCAGCACUAUGGCGAGGCACUGAUACGCAACUGUGUGUACCUGUUAUCGGACAUGCGUAACGAGGGCAUCAUAAUGACCAUGAGGCUGCUAGAGCUGUGUCUGCGUGCGAACCCAAGUCGGAGCAUCAUGCUGCUGGAACCUAUCCUGCCACAGGCUUUCCAGUCUGUGUACCAGGGCGAGGAGUACCCCAUGGUGAUGGCCAUGUACCUGUCAAUCAUAGCCAGGGUGCUGCUCAUCUCUCGGGAAACAUUUGGUCGGGGGAUGGUACACCUGGCAGACAGCCUGAGGGUGACACUGGACACUGUGACAGCCAAGAUCAUGGAUGUAUGGCUGGAGAAGAUGUCUCUAGUGACUCAGCCGGAGAGGAGCAAGCUGUUGGCACUUGCGCUCUGCUCCCUUCUCACCUCCCAGAACCAAAUUAUACUGGACAGGUUCCCGUCAAUACUGCUGUUUGUGACAGAGGUGCUGAAUGACAUCACUCGGCUCGAUGACAUUGGUGUGCACAUAGAUUCGCUGAUGUGGAGUGGUCCGGACUCGAGUCCCAACAGUCAAUACGAUGAGGUGGACUACAAGACAGAACAUGACCAGCGGCGGGAACAGCUGGCUGCUACUGACCCUGUCUAUCAGCUGGAACUGCUGAAAUACUUUCGCUCUCAGUUGCUGGAGCUUCAGAACCAGGUGGGGCCUGUGGUGUUUGCGCAUAUGGUGCAGAGGGUAGAUGGUGACACGUUACAACAGGUGCGGGAGUACGUUCCACUCUAACCGACGACCACACACCUCCGCAGUAUGCGUCCUUGUACAUUUCCAAUGUUUAUAAAAGUGACGAAAUUGUAUUUUUAAAUAUUUUACUAAACUAUUAUUUUUCAAAACGCUAUUAUUUUGUAAACCAUAUAAUGUGUUAGUGUUCCAACAUAAAUUCUUUUUUAAAUAAUACGUUAGAGCUGCAUUUAAAAACUGUUCUGGUUCAGUCAUAAUUUCUUUGUGCAAUGCAGCUCCUUGUGAGUAAUAUUUUGCAUGUUUCAUUUGGUUUAAAAAAAGUAACAUUUCACUUUUAAUUUGAGUUUAAAGUUCUUAAAGAACAUUAGUAGGCAGUGAUUAUUUUUAUUUAUAGAUAACUUAAGUUUGAACAAUAACAAAGACACCCAAAAACUCAUUACUAUCAAAGUUCAAACAUGAAGAACUGAGAUAGUAAUGGAUGAGAAUACCUGUGUUGCUUUAAGUUUUUAUGUGGGCAAAAACAACAAGUUUACGUAACAUUAGCGAUAAUGACCAAAACAUAUAAAAUUUAGUGUAUUAAAAAAACAUAUUCAUUAUAAAGUGAAAUACACAUGGUAAAUAUUCGACUUUCAGCUUUAAUAAGAUCCUCUUUAAUGAUGAUUUCUGGAAAACUAUAUUUUAUGACCGAUGACUGAGAAAAGAAAGAUAAAGAAUUGUGGUUGAACGUAACUGUUUCCAAAUGCAGCUCUGUUUAGAACUAACUAAUAAAGUAAUGAAUCCUUAAAAUUACACUCCCUAAGUACGAAGUGUGUAAAUAAAUGUGUAAUCAUUUCUGUCUGCGUAUUAACAGAAAUACAAUAAUAGUUUUGUGUAAUGCAAAAUACAAUUAAGUUCUUAAGCUUAAUAGAUGUAAUGAUAAAAUGAGAAAAUGUAAUGUUAAAAGUACAUUGUGUAUGUUAUUUAUUUUUAAAGAGUUGUUAGAUAAAUAUACAAAACAACAAAAAUGUAUGUCUCUUUGUCCUACUGCUGGUUGAUUUUUAGAAUAAAAUAAAUCCUAUAAAUUUUACCGGUACCGUACAUCUAAUGAUGGUAAUAUUUUAUUUUUUGAUGCUGUAGUUUAUUGUUACUUUUUCUUUAUUAAUUCAAUGUGUGUUUGUUGUUUGAUUUGUUCAAACAACUAUUUUUCAAACAAAAACGAAUUUAUGAAAAAAUUCCAACUAUGCGCUUUUAAAGUAAGUUGAGUUCUAGUACAGGGUGAGAAGCAGAGCUAUUUCCAACCACAAUUUAUGGUAUACCAAGAAUGUUAGGUAUGUUAUUGUGAUUAAGGUCUUGUAAAUUUAUAUUAUACUUAUCAGAAAAGGAAUGAAACUAUCAUUUAUAUAGCAGCUUGUUUGUUUCAUUUAGAAACACAAUUGGAAAGACGUUCUUACAUCACUAUUAAAAACAAAUUUUAUGUAUUGUAUGCAAUGAAAAAUAUUAAAAAAACACUGAGUUUAGUUUAAUUGCUUUUUUAUUUUGUCACAUUUGAUUUUUUUAACAAUCAUGCUAUAUUAUUUAAGACAUCAUUUCACUUCUUUAUGUUCAUCCAUUUAUACAAAAAUAUUAAAUUGUGAGGACAGUGUCAGUUACCACAUACAGUAGCAUAUAUUGUACCAUGAUUGUAUUUAUUCCUUUGUAUAAUACUAAAACCCUAGGUUAUAUCUUGGUUAGUUGGUUUAAUGGGUCUCAGAAUGUUUUAUUGUUUAUUUUAUUUAAAACUAAAACAUUAAAAUAAUAGAAAGCACAAAAAACAACUAUUUUUCGGCGUGAAAGCAUGUUUCCUUUCAGGAACAGGAUUUUCUCUUUUACUGUACUAGCAUUCUACUUUCAAUAGGAUUUUAAAAGUUAUCUCUAAUAAAUAAAUCAAGUAUUAACUGUAAAAAGGAAUGUUUGGACAGUACAAUAUUUAAAAGGCUUUCGGCCAUUUCUGCAAUAGUCCCGGCCAUCCGACCGGGGACACCAGGAAUUUAACACGCUGGUAAUAAGCCAGGAAUCUCCCUGUAAAACUGGGAAAAUCUCAAAAACAAGUUUUCCAUCUCUAAGAACUUGUGAAACUAAGAAAUAUUGUGACAGCUCCUUGAAUCAGAACCUGAUUAAUCUUUAAAAAAUGAGCUUAAAAUAGGUGGUAGCGAUGAAUUAUCACAAAAUUUCUCGCAUAUCGCUAGCUAAUAUAUUUGCUAGACCACCGCAGCUUCAUGGCAUUUCCUGUAAAUACAGCUGGUGGCGAUAAUUCGUCACCACACCACUCGGUCGUAAAGGUUAAGUAGAGUAUUAUAAUUAUUUAUGUGGUUUCAAAAUGGACUAGAAAAUCAGAAAUUUUUGACCGGGACAAAACUGGGAGUUUUGAGUAGACACCUUAUUCCAACUAUACUUCAGAUACACUGUAUUGAAUUCAAUUUAUUCUCUUUAUUAUACACUGCAAUUUGCAAUAAGAACGGAUAGAUUAAAAUUAAUUUUGGACUGUUUUAAAAAACGUUCCUGUAUAUGAUAUAGGUGUUACAACAUUGGCUCUCAGAUCGAAUUUAAUGAUAGGCUUUAAUUUAAUUUCAUUAAUAUGUUAUAUUUUAAUAGACAGAAGAAAAAAAUGUAUCUAAAAUGCA
This is a messenger RNA of Homalodisca vitripennis (glassy-winged sharpshooter), 5999 nucleotides long. Its product is annotated as importin-11-like. Lineage: Eukaryota; Metazoa; Arthropoda; Insecta; Hemiptera; Cicadellidae. The coding region runs from base 268 to 3405 and encodes 1045 amino acids. The transcript has 22 exons. The record is from RefSeq and is a predicted model, not a curated record. Gene Ontology annotation, biological process: protein import into nucleus. Gene Ontology annotation, cellular component: cytosol; nuclear envelope. Gene Ontology annotation, molecular function: small GTPase binding.